AUGGGCGUGGACGUCGAUGCCGCUCCUGCAGUGGAGCACGGCGUGCGGCGGGGGCUGGCCGCGCACGGCCGCAGCGUCAGCGCCAAGGAGGGCGUUAUCUAUCGAUCCAACGCGCACGCCGCGUCCCUCCACCCUCGCUCGAGAGCCGGCGGCAUGGCAGCAGCGCCGUCUGCGGAAAGCCAGGCCAAGGAGACUAAAGACGACGGGCAAGUUAAUCCCUAUGGUGCGGGCGGAGGGGCUUCUCUGUCUCCUGGCGCCGAUGCUUCCAAGGAGUGCUUUGAUGGGAGCGACGGCAAGGGACUCCGCGCGACUGCUUACGACGAGCACAGCAACGCGAUGCGCGGCGGAGCUGGCGCACCCGGAGGCGGCGGGGGAGCGCGCGGAGCCGCACAGGCGGAAGGGAUGGCUGAUUUCCGCACGUGGCUCGAGGACCAGAUUAGGUUUAGCGAGUCGCUCUCCAUGAUGAGCGCCGCCAUGGCCGGCUCGUCCUCAAAAACCGCUGGUUCGGUUCCGCGCACUCGUUCCGCCACCGUAGUGUCACUUGCCCGCCUCCCGUCGCUCCCGCUCUCCACGCACGCCGCCGGGAGCGCCACUGCCGCAGCCGCAUCGCCUGCUGCAGACGGAGCUUCUGCACCCGAUUCCGCCCUUCCCGUAUCCGGUCCGCUGCUGCCCCCCAACGCUGUUGUUCCGCUGACUCUUGGAUCCGCCUCUGGCGCCUCUUCCGCCGGAUCUGGCGGCGGGGGCAUGCUGCUGAGCCGCUUCUCCCCGCUUCGCGCGCUCGCUCGGGUGGCGGCGCGCCGAUCGCGCUGCUGCUUCUCCAUGCACGUGCACGGCAUCAGCGGCCUCCCGCCGGCGUUUAACCGUCCGCCCAGCGGCACCCCGAGAAACGGCGGUGGCGGCGGGGGAGGAGGCUGGGAGGCUGUGGUGACGUGGCAGCGGCGCGGAAUGGCGGUGGGAACGAGCUUUGCGGAGGUGAACGAGGGGGUGGUGAAAUUUGAGCAGAUGCUUCAGUUAUCGUGCACUCUUUACUUCUCCUCCGGUCCCUCGUCCACGCUGCGCUUUCAGGGCAAGCCGUCUACCGUGGUUGUCCGCGUGCUCGACCGCACGGGGGGCGGAGCUGGCGGAAGGAGCGCUGGUGCGGGCGCGGGGGGAGCGGCGGAGGGUCGGAUCGGCAGCAGCUACGAGAUCGGACGGCAUCUGGUGGAUCUCUCGCGGCUCGUCCCGCAGUCGCUUGUGGAAACGGAGAUCGGGCCGCACACGCUCUCGUUCCCGCUUGACGGCCCCGCGAAAGGCGCCGUGUUGCUCGCUACGUUCGGGUAUGAGUUGCAGAUCAACCAGCACAGCGGUGGUGGCGGCAGCGGGAGGUACGGGGAGGCGCGGGUUGCCCGCGCCGAAACCCGCGCGUUCCGCGCGUUUUCGCUCCCCAGCAGCGCGCGCACCUCCCCCAGUUCGAGCCCGUCGCGGUCGUCGGGAUGGGCGGGCGCCACGACCGCGACUUCGUCGUCUAGCGCAGCGUGGGAGGCACGGAGCGGCGGAGGGGAGUGGGGGAUGGAGGAGGGGCAGGGGGAGACCCCGGGGGUGGAAGAGGGCCCUGAGGCGACGUCGCUAGAGCGAGAGGGGGAAGUGGUGGAGGGGGAGGUUGGGGCGGGGGAGGGGGUAGUUCACGCCGGCGGGAAAGGGGAAGUUGAAGCGGAGAGCGCAGUGGGUAAGGGUGGUGGCGGUGAGAGCGGAGAGAGGGCGGAGAGCGGAGGGGAGGUCGAGUCUGUUGUGGUGAGAGAGGGGUGGGGUGCGACAGAGGGUGAUAGAGUGGGUAUUGAAGGGGAAGGCGUGGGGAGGGACAAGGAAGGUAAGGGAGUGGGUGUGAAUGAGGAAGGAUCUCUAGAUGUUUCUGGUAGUAGUGAGUCUGGGAGGGACGCUGUGAAUAAUGAAUCACAGGAUGAUACUAUAAUGGAUGUGAUUGAAUUGGAGGACAUUGUAGCGAUUGAGUCGUCAGAGGGGGCUGAGUCACCGUUCACAACACGGGUCCCAGCCGUUUCUUCCGCUGGUGCUGCUGCUGAUUCCUCGCUCUCUGCUCCACAUGCAGCACCAGCAGAAGGGGUGGCGAGUGAUGGGGCCGGUGGGGCGGAGGAGGAAGAGGGAGUGGGAGUUCUAGAGGAGGAGAUGGAGGCAGUCACUGAUGAGUUUCUGGCUCUGCUUCUGGACGGGCAGCUGAGUCCAGAGAGGAAAGGCGGCAGCAGAAGCAGCAGCAGCAGUGUGAAGGGUGCUGGCAGCAGUGGUGCUGUGAGUGGUGCUGCAGUAGCUGGCGGUGCGGUGGGAGGUGGUGGGCUUGUGCUUGCAAGCUCGACUCUGUCCCACAGUGGCAUGCUCACAGUGGGGAACAAUGGACUGUGGCUGGAUAAGAUUCCAGAGGAGGAGGAAGGGGAGUCCAUCCAUUGCACGAAUCUCAUCUCAUGGCUUCCAUCUCCCUUGCCUGUGCUACUCUCGUCUACCGUUUGCCUGCGUCAGUUCCCAGUAUCCCUUCUGCUGUAG
Closterium sp. NIES-65 is the source of this 2529-nucleotide messenger RNA. NCBI's taxonomy places the organism in Eukaryota, Viridiplantae, Streptophyta, Zygnematophyceae, Desmidiales, Closteriaceae. The record is from the annotation of a GenBank genome assembly.